UCAAAAUCCGAAACGCCCCACCAUUCCCCCCAAAAGAAAAUAACGCCCCAACAUCGAAUUGACGAAAUUACCCUUGGUAUGUUGUUACCGUUUGGCCGUUACAAAGGGCAAUUGUGGAAUUAAAACUGAAGUAGAAAAGCUUGGCUUGCAUGGAAACAUAUCACAGUGACAGAGAGACAGAGAGACAGAACACCUUUCAUUUUUGAGAGAGAAGAAGAAGAAGAAGAAAGAGAAACCCUUACCUAAACACAAUCACAAACCAAACUCACCUGAAACAACAACAAUGUCGAGCCUCCCAGGAGAUGCAAUCCAAAACAUCCUCUGCCGAUUAGAGGUGAAAGAUCUGCUGCGUUACAGGUGUGUUUCGAAGCCCUGGUGUUCCCUAAUCGACGAUCCACAUUUCAUCAAGAUUCAUCUCCAACACUCCAAAGAAACCGAUUCCCACCUCAGCCUCAUUCGCAACGAUCCAGAGCUCAACGCUAUCGAUGUGGACACUCUGAACUCAUCCAUACGACUCAAUCCUUUCGACGAGCGUGAUGGAGUCGAGAUUGUGGCUUGUGUCGAUGGUUUGCUGAUUCUGGCAAAUUUUAUCGGAGAUAUGGCUAUCUGGAAUCCAUCCACUAAGAAGUACAAGAAGCUUCUCGCUUCUGAUCUUAACGUGAAUCCAUUUCCUGACUGUAUAGUCGAAUAUGGAAUCACAGGAUUCGGGUACGACUCUGUAAACGAUGACUAUAAGUUGUUUAGAAUGAUAUAUUAUUUUGGGAUGGAUGUUCUCUCUUUCCACAAAGAGAUUAGACUGUAUAGCCUAAAAAACAACAGUUGGAAGAAGAUUGGUGAUUUUCCUUACGAAAGUUAUAAAACUCGUGAGAAUGGCAUCUUCGUUAACGGUACUUUGAAUUGGAUGGUGUCUGGAGAAUCCACAUCCUAUGAGUCAAUCAUAAUUGUGGGUUUCGAUCUUGCUACAGAGGAGUACCGCAAAAUCUCAAUGCCUGAGAAGAAAGAUAUUUAUGGGAAAGAGACUUUCCACACGAACAUGACUCACUUAGGGGGGUGGCUUUGUGUGGUAUGCGUUUACAGUGUGAAUGAUACAGCUAGCCGUGUUGGGAUCUGGGUAAUGAAAGAAUAUGGGGUUAAGGAGUCUUGGACUAAGCUGGCAAUGGUGAUGCCUUCCAGUGUGACUGGUCCUUUCGACUAUCUCUCUCCACUUGUCCACUUCAAGAAUGCUAAUCAGCUUCUUUUUGAUCAGAGUGGUGACAAGUUUAUGUUGUAUGAUCUGAAAAGGAAUUCUGCUAAGAGUGUGACAACCAUUUCUGCCCUUAAUAAAUGUUUUGACUCGUUUCUUUGUGUUAGAAGUCUUGUGAAAGUUUGUGGUGGUGAAAGGGGCAGCAAUGGGAAGAAGGCAGAGGAGAAUGGGAAUAAAAGAAAGAAGCAGGGCCAGCAACUUGGUGGAAGGAAGAGGGAUACUUUUCUGUCCACUGGAUUCAAAUUGGUGUUGUGAAUGGAAAACGUGAACUGAAAAGCCAGAGCCAUAGCCCACAGGUUGUAUACUGCAGGGAUUUUGGUGGCCAUGAGUUAGCUGAGGAUGAAAUGCUUUUGCAUAUAUCAUAUAUGUAGGAGGGUAUGUCCUUUUGGCAUGGACUGUGAAUCAUGUCAUAUAAUACAUUUUAUUUGGGAUUUUGUUAUUUUGUCAUAGACAAUCAAUUUCGUAUUUAUAUAUAUUGCUAGAACACUAUCUAUCUAGUGGUAUCCCUGAAUUUUGCGGAUCAAUAAAGCGUUGCUGAACUA
This is a messenger RNA of Cannabis sativa, 1785 nucleotides long. Its product is annotated as F-box protein CPR1-like. The transcript has 3 exons. Gene Ontology annotation, molecular function: protein binding. The coding region runs from base 284 to 1498 and encodes 404 amino acids. The record is from RefSeq and is a predicted model, not a curated record. Lineage: Eukaryota; Viridiplantae; Streptophyta; Magnoliopsida; Rosales; Cannabaceae.